Bombus pascuorum is the source of this 3640-nucleotide messenger RNA. RefSeq names its product probable serine/threonine-protein kinase dyrk2. Gene Ontology annotation, cellular component: early endosome membrane; Golgi membrane. The record is from RefSeq and is a predicted model, not a curated record. Gene Ontology annotation, molecular function: R-SMAD binding. The transcript is spliced from 4 exons. Lineage: Eukaryota; Metazoa; Arthropoda; Insecta; Hymenoptera; Apidae. Gene Ontology annotation, biological process: negative regulation of transforming growth factor beta receptor signaling pathway. The annotation marks the transcript as partial.
ACAAGAUCGGCCUAUAACCAGCUGGACUGGACGGCCUCGCGAGUUUUCGUCGUAAGGCCGGGAGUUGUGGGGGUCACCACGGGGGCGGGGGUGGGUUUGCCCCUGCUUCUUCUGGUCGUCGGUGUUCUUGGUAAUCAAGCGUGCACGACGACGGCUGCGCCGGUGGUUUCCGAUCCGCACGUGUCCCUCGACGCUACGCCUCCUCGUCUUCUGCCUCGAUCAACGGACCGUUCAUCGUCGUCGUCGUCAUCAUCAUCAAUAUUGUCAUCAUCGUCGUUCCCGUCUUCCUUUCGAAGAGCCAUUUACAAGGGUCGAUUUUCCAAUCACCAUCCGGAGAACCCAAGCUACGAGAGCGCCUCGAAGGGAGAACUGGAUUAUCACGAGGUAUCGUUGCUACCGGGCGAACGAGAAGACCCGAACGGUCUCGACGGGGAUCGGUUGCUCUCUGCCUGGGAACGAACGAGAAUCGAUACCAUCGGAAGGAAGGAUCCUUCUUCCCCUGUAGUAGCAGGCGGAAGAGGAGGCGAAAGAAGUGAAGCAGGCGGAAAAGGAGGAAGAGGAGGAGGAGGUCUGGCUCACGAGAGGACCAAGUCGAGACGGCGACAGGUCGCCGCAGUGAGCCUGCUCGAUGAUCGAGGAUCAUCCUCUUUAAGCCCCGUCGAACCAUACCAAUUGGCUACGAGAUUUUUUCGUCCUCGUAACACGGAACCAUCUUCGAUCCAUAUCGACGGAGUAGAACCAGAAAUUCGUCGAGGCGGUAUUAUCUUUACCGCGAGCGAAACAACUGGCAGUGACUCAACGUUAUCAUCGUUGGCUUUCGAGGACGCUGUCGUUGAUACCUUAUCGAACGAAAAUCGUUCGACGACCACGGGAACAACAACAACAACGACAACGACGACGACGACGACGACGACAACGACGACGACGACGACGACGACGACAACGACGACGACGAAGACGACGACGUUAACAAGAAGAACAGCAAAAACGGCGACUACGGUAACCACGGUACUACCAGUCCCUUGGACUAACGCGUCGUUUCGUUUGGUUCAUCGAACUGUGCCUAGAUUAUCGGACGACGAAAGUGUACAUUCGGGUAAAUCAGCCGGUAGACGCAACAGGAAGGCUAAAGACGAAGAAAAAGUGGUAGAGGUAGAUAUCUCGUCUCGUAAAGACGACAGGUUCGCGUUCGCGGGGGACCGUAGUAGUGGUGAGGUCAAAGGUGGUGGUGGUGGUGUCGUCGAGUGGACCACAACAGUCGCCAGGCCGAUGUCAGCGUGGUCGUAUCCUGAAGAUGAGGAGCCGGGAGCUGGAAACGUAAGGACACGCUCGAGGCCGAAAGAGGCGGCGAGCGAGGACAAGGAGGCCGAGAGUGGCGAAGAACAGGUCAAGGUCACGGUAACAGAAGCCAAAGGCUCAUCGUCUACGUCGACUACGGCAAGGACCACGAACACGUCGCCGACGACCACACAGUUACCACCACCGAGUCAAGAUACCUCUAUGGAAGCACUGAACGCGAGUAGCUACAUAGUGUCAGUGGUGCUCGUCCUGGUAGUCGGGGCACUGGUGGGUGUCCUGGCGACGGUAUCUCAUCAUCUUCAUCAUCGUCGACUGCUACUGCACGAGCCAGCCUCCGCCUCGAUCUUGCAUCACCAUCGGCAACAUCAUCACCGACAUCACCAUCAUCAUCGUGAGGAACUCCCAGCGUCGCAUCAACGACGUCUCCUGCUGCAGGACCACCACCGUCACCCUGGCACACCGAUGCUGUCGGUGAGCCCAGGAAUGAACGUAGGCAACAGCGGUCAUGGUGGCCUCGGCGAUGGACUAGAGGGUGAGCCAAACUGUGGUGGUGACGUGAUGGGCGGAGGUGGCGGCGGCGGCGAAGGAGCCACUGACGGGAUACAGGAAGCGAUGGUCGCCGCAGCGAGAGACCGGGCGAUCCGAUCUGGAAGUGUCCGGCAGGACCUCGCCCUCGAUCUACCCCCGCGGCUGCAACUUCCAGACGGCGAGGAACGUCCUUACGGAGCACAUACCGCCCUUCACCUGCGCGACCCGGAGCAGGAGAGCGAGAUUUACCAGAAGUGUGUGCGACCACCACCAAACCGGACGGUGUUCGACAGCGAGAGCCCUCCGCCUUAUCGAAGCCAGUCCGCGUUGCUGGACGCGCCGGAUCGUAUAGUUCGGUGCCACAGCGCCGGCAGUUCCUUGUUGAGGGUGUUCCGGAAGUUCCCUAGUCCUGGGAGCUCAACGCCUGCCGUAGUGGUGCCGCCGCCGCCCAGACGACCUACCUUGUCCAGUUAUUCCGAAUCUAGUAGCAACUUGAGCAACCUGUCCAGCCUAACGAUGGUUCCCUGCGAGACCGACGAGAGUCAGCAACAAGAACAACAACAUCAGAAACAUCGCGUCUGAUCCGAGGCACGGCCAAGAAGAAGAGCGCUUGAGGUCACGCAGCAAACAAGUUCAACGACGUCGAAUAGCAGCGAGUUCCUCGAGGUCGACGGACGACGGAGGAUCUCGUGGAAGAGGCGACGAGCCAUUCCAAAAAUCGUGGCGGGACAACGAGAAGAAAAGACAGAGGAACGGGUCGACGACACACGGCACAAGGACGCUGCUGUUGCCUCUGACACUGCCAGCAAGGUCGUCGUACUUGUUCUGCCCUCCUCGAGAAUUCUCGACCCGUCGAGGAUCCCUCAAGACUGACUCGCAGGAGAAACGUUCGUACGGGUUCGGCCAGCUGACGAAUACGUGUACCACGUUGUUACUACGGUCGUGGAUCGGCUGCGCGGAGAAUCUCGUCGACAGAUAAAAAACGCUACCACCUGAGAGAGGAGAAGAGACGAUGAAGAGAAGAAUUUCAUACAACGAUCCUCCUCCUGCAACAUCCUACUUGUACCACCGCCGCAGCUGUAGAUCCUCCUUUGGACUGCACAGCUUUGGAUGGUCCUUCAGCUUGGUUUUUUUUUUUUUGGAACAGCGUCCUCGCCCGGGGGCUGAUGAAGAUGAAGAGAGAGAAAGAAGAAGAGAGGAAGAGUGCUGCUUUCGUGGGUCUGUUCCCUUCGGUGCUUCCGGUGCUCGAUACCUUGCGAUACAUCGGCCAGUCUCUAGCCUAGAUCUCAGACGAUUCCAAAGUUAUUUAGAGACAAGGUUAGUUUAUUAACGCAGCUAAUGAGAUUGGAUAAGGGUGAAUUGAGGGUGGGCCGUUGAGGCACCAAACGAAUCGAUCGAGGCGUGUACGAAAGCAAGGAACGGAUAAGAAUGGAGAUAAAGAGGGACGAUAGAGAAAAGAAAAAGACUAAGAGAGGCCUAUGAAGAAUUUAAGAAAGAAUAGACGCAAAGGUACGAUCCGUAAAGCAGCACCAGCCACAAGUAACGCAGAGAGUGACACGUUUUGUUCCUGGGGGGAAAACACGAGACACCAUGAAGCAAUGUACGUGAUAGGAAGCUGGCCAUGAAAAAUACACGAUGUAGCAAUUAGAAGCCGACAGAGUUUGCUGCCCGUUUGCUGCCGACCCAAAACGCGAAACCACAGACCAACGGGACGAUAUUUCUCAUCAUCGAGUUUCGUUUCGCUGCGAAAAAGACUUAGUAAAUUAUUUAUUGGCGAUAAUUCGCGAUGGAGCGUGUCUUUGUAGAGAGCGAG